AUGAACCUCGUGGGCAGCUACGCACAUCAUCACCACCAUCAUCACCACCAUCACCAUCCGCACCCCGCGCACCCCAUGCUUCACGAGCCCUUCCUCUUCGGCCCUGCCUCGCGCUGUCACCAGGAGCGGCCCUACUUCCAGAGCUGGCUGCUGAGCCCCGCUGACGCCGCCCCGGACUUCCCCGCCGGCGGGCCACCUCCCGCAGCCGCGGCAGCCGCCGCCUCCUAUGGUCCAGACGCCAGGCCCGGCCAGAGCCCCGGGCGGCUGGAGGCGCUCGGCGGCCGCCUGGGCCGGCGGAAAGGCUCAGGACCCAAGAAGGAGCGGAGACGCACAGAGAGCAUUAACAGCGCUUUCGCGGAGCUGCGUGAGUGCAUCCCCAACGUGCCGGCGGAUACCAAGCUCUCCAAGAUCAAGACUCUGCGCCUGGCCACCAGCUACAUCGCCUACCUGAUGGACGUGUUGGCCAAGGACGCACAGGCUGGCGACCCCGAGGCCUUCAAGGCCGAACUGAAGAAGGCGGAUGGCGGCCGCGAGAGCAAGCGGAAAAGAGAGCUGCAGCAGCAUGAAGGCUUUCCUCCUGCCCUGGGCCCAGGCGAGAAGAGGAUUAAAGGGCGCACAGGCUGGCCGCAGCAAGUCUGGGCGCUGGAGUUAAACCAGUGA
Molecule: messenger RNA, 660 nt
Organism: Budorcas taxicolor (takin)
Lineage: Eukaryota; Metazoa; Chordata; Mammalia; Artiodactyla; Bovidae
Gene: HAND1
Product: heart and neural crest derivatives expressed 1
Exons: 2
Coding region: 1-660 (219 amino acids)
Biological process (GO): heart development; regulation of transcription by RNA polymerase II
Molecular function (GO): protein dimerization activity; RNA polymerase II transcription regulatory region sequence-specific DNA binding; DNA-binding transcription factor activity, RNA polymerase II-specific
Source: RefSeq, a predicted model, not a curated record